Messenger RNA from Chironomus riparius, 1609 nucleotides. The record is from the annotation of a GenBank genome assembly. NCBI's taxonomy places the organism in Eukaryota, Metazoa, Arthropoda, Insecta, Diptera, Chironomidae.
UUCAUAAUAACAAAAAAAAAGUGAUGCAAACAUCAGAUAAUAUUAUAAAAUUAAAUUAAGGCAUAACUUGAUAGGCUAUCGUACUAAAAAUAGUUUAAACGUCUUCAUUAAUAACUUUAAUGCUGAUAUAAGUUCAAAAACAGACACAUCAUCAUGUAUUUUACAUCUGCUUUGGUUUCGAGAAGUUUAAUUAAAAAUGCAGGAAUUAUUUUCUCAAAACAACCCGUACCAAAGAAUUUAUACGCAACACGACUCUUUGGAACAUCUCUACAGAAGCAAGCUGAAGCAUUUAUACCAAAACAAAGAAUUAAGUCAUUACUUCCAACAAACAAUUCAUUCCGUCAAGCAGUUACACGAUUUUGUUCAAAAGCAGCGGAACCAGCAAAAGGACAAAAAGCAGUAGGAUGGUGGCUUGUAGGAUGUUCAGGAAUGGUUUUUGUCGCUGUAGUUUUAGGUGGUGUUACUAGACUCACUGAAUCUGGAUUAUCAAUGUCUCAUUGGAAGUUACUUGGAGAAAAGCCACCAACAACUAAGGAAGAUUGGAUCCGUGAAUUUGAAUAUUAUAAGCAAUUUCCAGAAUUCAAACUCAAAAAUGCCGAGAUGACAUUGGAAGAGUUCAAGUUCAUUUUUUGGAUGGAAUAUGGACAUAGAAUGUGGGGUCGUUGCAUUGGUGCAUUUUAUGCCAUUCCAGCUGCCUACUUUUGGUCUCGAGGAUAUUUUAAUAAAAGCAUGAAGAUUAAAGUUGGAAUAUUUGGAACACUAAUUGGUCUUCAAGGAUUAAUGGGAUGGUACAUGGUCAAGUCAGGCUUAGAGGAUAGAUUCCAAGAUCCAAAUGAUGUUCCAAGAGUUUCACAAUACCGUCUUGCUGCACAUUUAUCAUUUGCAUUGGGAUUGUAUAUUUUGUUCUUGAUGUCUGCUUUUGAUCAUUUGAUGCCAACAAAGCAGCACGCUAUUGAAAUUACACAAAAGGCACUAAAGCUAAGAAAAUAUGCACAUAUAUCUAAGGGAAUGAUUUUCCUUACUGCCAUUUCUGGUGCUUUUGUGGCUGGCCUUGAUGCUGGUUUAGUCUAUAAUUCGUUCCCAAUGUUUGCUGACCGAUGGAUUCCAAGUGAUUUAUGGGCAAUUUCACCAGCAAUUAAAAAUGUCACAGAAAAUCCAACAACUGUUCAAUUUAACCAUCGCAUUUUAGGUACCUCAACUUUAGCUCUCAUUUCUGGAAUGUGGAUGUUGUCUCGUAAAUGUAAACUACCUCCGCGUGCUCAUACAGCCGCAACUGCUGUCGUCAUAAUGGGAUGGAUGCAAGUUGUUUUAGGAAUUUCAACUCUCCUUACAUAUGUACCAACGCAUUUAGCAGCUAGUCAUCAGUCUGGAUCCCUAAUUUUGCUUAGUAUGGCUGUCUGGUUAACUCAUGAACUCAAAUAUUUGAAGAAACUACCAAAAUAAUGAAUGAACAAGAUUGCAUUUUUGUAUAGUGUGUAAAAAAUAAUGAAAGUGGAACAAGCAUGAAAAUAAAACAAGUUCAAAUGAAUUUUCUAAUUCAAGCACGAUUCAAGAUUUCUAAAAGGUAAGAAAAUGUCAGACAGAAUUAGUUUUAAUAAAAAAGAAUGAA